Molecule: messenger RNA, 4399 nt
Organism: Manis pentadactyla (Chinese pangolin)
Lineage: Eukaryota; Metazoa; Chordata; Mammalia; Pholidota; Manidae
Gene: PRKAA1
Product: protein kinase AMP-activated catalytic subunit alpha 1
Exons: 10
Coding region: 28-1752 (574 amino acids)
Biological process (GO): protein phosphorylation; intracellular signal transduction
Cellular component (GO): cytoplasm
Molecular function (GO): ATP binding; AMP-activated protein kinase activity
Source: RefSeq, a predicted model, not a curated record
GCCCCCUCCGCCCCGUCCCGCGGCGCCAUGCGCAGGCUCAGUUCCUGGAGAAAGAUGGCGACAGCCGAGAAGCAGAAGCACGACGGGCGAGUCAAGAUCGGACACUACAUCCUGGGGGACACGCUGGGGGUCGGCACCUUCGGCAAAGUGAAGGUUGGCAAACAUGAGUUGACUGGGCACAAAGUUGCUGUGAAGAUACUCAAUCGACAGAAGAUUCGAAGCCUUGAUGUGGUAGGAAAAAUCCGCAGAGAAAUUCAGAACCUCAAGCUUUUCAGGCAUCCUCAUAUAAUUAAACUGUACCAGGUCAUCAGUACACCAUCUGAUAUUUUCAUGGUGAUGGAGUAUGUCUCAGGAGGAGAGCUAUUUGAUUAUAUCUGUAAAAAUGGAAGGAAAUCUGAUGUACCUGGAGUAGUAAGAACAGGCUCCAUGAAGGAGCUGGAUGAAAAAGAAAGUCGGCGUCUAUUCCAACAAAUCCUUUCUGGUGUGGAUUAUUGUCACAGGCAUAUGGUGGUCCAUAGGGAUUUGAAACCUGAAAAUGUCCUGCUUGAUGCACACAUGAAUGCAAAGAUAGCUGAUUUUGGUCUUUCAAACAUGAUGUCAGAUGGUGAAUUUUUAAGAACAAGUUGUGGCUCACCCAACUAUGCUGCACCGGAAGUAAUUUCAGGAAGAUUGUAUGCAGGUCCAGAGGUAGAUAUAUGGAGCAGUGGGGUUAUUCUCUAUGCUUUAUUAUGUGGAACCCUUCCAUUUGAUGACGAUCACGUGCCAACUCUUUUUAAGAAGAUAUGUGAUGGGAUCUUUUAUACCCCUCAGUAUUUAAAUCCAUCUGUGAUUAGCCUUUUGAAACAUAUGCUGCAAGUGGAUCCCAUGAAGAGGGCCACAAUCAAAGAUAUCAGGGAACAUGAAUGGUUUAAACAGGACCUUCCAAAAUAUCUAUUUCCUGAAGAUCCAUCAUAUAGUUCAACCAUGAUUGAUGAUGAAGCCUUAAAAGAAGUAUGUGAAAAAUUUGAAUGCUCAGAAGAGGAGGUUCUCAGCUGCCUUUAUAACAGAAAUCACCAGGACCCUUUGGCAGUUGCCUACCACCUCAUAAUAGAUAACAGGAGAAUAAUGAAUGAGGCCAAAGAUUUUUAUUUGGCGACAAGCCCACCUGAUUCUUUCCUCGAUGAUCACCAUUUGACUCGACCACAUCCUGAAAGAGUACCAUUCUUGGUUGCUGAAACACCAAGGGCACGCCAUACCCUUGAUGAAUUAAAUCCACAGAAGUCCAAACACCAGGGUGUAAGGAAAGCAAAAUGGCAUUUGGGAAUUAGAAGUCAAAGUCGACCAAAUGAUAUCAUGGCAGAAGUUUGUAGAGCAAUUAAACAAUUGGAUUACGAAUGGAAGGUUGUAAACCCGUAUUAUUUGCGUGUUCGAAGGAAGAAUCCUGUGACAAGUACAUACUCCAAAAUGAGUCUACAGCUAUACCAAGUGGAUAGCAGAACAUACUUACUGGAUUUCCGUAGUAUUGAUGAUGAAAUUACUGAAGCCAAAUCAGGAACUGCUACUCCACAGAGAUCAGGAUCAGUUAGCAACUAUCGAUCUUGCCAAAGGAAUGAUUCAGAUGCUGAGGCUCAAGGAAAAACCUCAGAAGCUUCUCUUACCUCAUCUGUGACCUCACUUGACUCUUCUCCUGUUGACUUAACUUCAAGACCUGGAAGUCACACAAUAGAAUUUUUUGAGAUGUGUGCAAAUCUAAUUAAAAUUCUUGCACAGUAAACCUAAAACUUUGCUUAUUUCUUUGAUAGCAAUAAGCAUGCGUAAUAACUCAUAGCCAAAUGCUUCCAUUUAUAAUCAAGUUAUAUGUAAUCGUAACUGAGGAUUAGCCUUUUGGAAUGCAAUUUGCACAAGGAACAGAAAUGAUUAGUAGUUAAAAGCCUAAUGUGCAAAAAUGAAUUAAGAUAACUUUUUGUUCAUCAUUCAGUAGACAUUUAGCCUAAUGUAACAUAUACAGUGAAUUACAGGUUUCUCAGGCUCACUUGAUUUUUAGUAUUUUAUAUUUAGUGUACACAGGGCUUUGUAGAAUAUUAAUUUACCAUAAAGGCCUUCAUAGAUUAUUACAUGUUGAUGUGUUUUAUAUUUGUUUCAUACAUUUAUUCAGUGAAUAUUUGCCUAGAAUCCUAGAGACCUUUAUAGGUGAUUUUGUUUCCUGGGUUCCUUAACUUCUUAAAUAGCAAGUAUCUUUCCCAGAGUAGGGUCAGUCUGAAUGACUCAUCCAUAUCAUCCCCUUAAUAUUCUAUAGUUCAUGAAAAGUUGUAUCAAAGAUACUAGACACAAUUAAAGUCUUUCUUUAGCUUGUAAGUCCAAAAAAACACAGAACUUAUGUAUUCAGAUACUCUAGGCACAAGUUUUAAUCUUACGUUUUGUCCCACUAUAUUUCUAUACAUAAAUUGCUCUUUUUAUCACAAGAGCUGAAUUGCAUAUACUAUAAAUCAUGAUUGUUUUUGAAUGUCAAAUUCUGCUGCUCAACAUGUCAGUAUUGAAUGUAUGCAAAAAUUUGUAGUCAUUCAAUUAUGUAUGUUUUAAAUUGAUUCAGUGCACAGAAAGAACAUCUCUUACAAAAUUGUUCAAAUGCUCAGAUAAGAUUUUCUCUCAAAAUUGUAUUAUGAAUAUUUUUAAGAACAGAAAAAUUAAAAGGCUACAGGGUGAUCAAGUGUGUAUCUAACACUUAGGUUCAACAUUUGUUAACAUUUUGCCACAUUUACUUUCUGUCUAUCUGUGUGUACAGAUAUAGUUACAUAUAUAUGUGUAUAAAUAUGCUUUUUUUCCCCUCUGAACCAUUUGGAUGUUGCUGACAUACUCAUUACCCUUCAACACUUCAAGCAUCUAAAAAUGACAUUUUCCUUAAAAAAAUAUACCAUUACAAAAUGAAUAAUUCCCUAAUGUCAUCUAAUCAUGCACAUUUAUAUUUCCUCAGCCAUAGCUGGUUAUUUCAAACCAGGAUUCAAUUAAUGUUUACACAUUGCAUUUGGUUAUGUCUCUUUAGAUAUGACAUUAUUAUUAUUUUAAUAAAAUAUGGAACAAAUUGGUUAGUUCUUCUAAAUGGUCACAUUUGUUUUGGAUUUUACUUCCUUUUUAAAAAGCAUAAUGGGAACUGCCUAAUGAUGCUUAAUCUUUCUAAGCUCUCAUUUAUAGUUAUAUUCUUUUACUUGCUCUUAGUAACAGCAUUAUAUUAAUAGGUGUAAAUGAGGAUCUAGUCAAAUCAGAUAAAAUGGGUAUCAUGUGUAUGCUGUGUCAUAAAUACUGUGUCACCCAUAAUUGCCUUAUACUAUUUUAACUUCAAAAAAUUGAUUUUUUUGUAUAUUAAUCAUUUUUCCAUUGCAGCAGAGCUGUCUUUUUCCCUUUUAAGGUUUUUGUAUUAUAGGAUUGUUUUUGGCAAAUACAGUGAGCACCUAUAUAAUCAGACAGUAAUGUACUCAAAUGUCAUGAUAGUUUGCAUAAAUAGUCACUGUAGUUGUAGAUUUGGCUCCAGCACCCCUAGAAACAGACACUGAAUUCAAAAGAAAAAUCUUCCUUGUUUUUGUCGAGGAGUUGUUCUAUUCAACUUAGAAUCUGAGAGCUGUAGAAAAUGACAGGAGUUCCAUUGAAAUCUAAGUUCAAAACUGUAUUUAUAACUUGUGUGGCCCUCUGUUUUGGGGAUAUUGAUUUCAUACAGGUUCUGUAAAUGCAGCAUUAUGUUCCUGAUGUUAAGAACAGAAGACUGUAUUUUUAAAGUUAAAGAUUUGUAUAUAGAACAAAGACAUCAUUGUAAAGUCUUUAUAAGCUGUUGUGGGGAGGGGGAAGCAAAAGGAGGAACCAAUUAAAUAGGACCUUCUAAAAAUUGUUGAUUUUGUAUACUUUGCUUCUUUUUAAGUUAUUGUGAUUCCUUUUAGUUACUGAGUUUUAUUUUAAAGAUACUUAAAUAUUGCACUUGUACAAAUAGUAUGAUAAAUGCACAGACUAUUGCAGUAAAUUCUUUUUUAAGUUGGUGUAUUUGAAAUGACUUUUGGUUGUGUAUGUCAAGGUUGUAUCAGAAUUUUCACAAGUUUAUUGUAGUUUGCAAUUCUUACUAAAUGAAGAUAAAAAGCAGUGCAAAUGAUUUUUAGUUUUUUUAUUAUCUUUUCAGCAAUUUAUAUUUUUUGUGAUUUUAUGCAACCAUAUUUUUACUUUGUCUUGACAACUGAAAGAUGUAUAAAGUUUUUGCCAGAAAUGUACUGUAUACAUAGUUUUAAAUAUAACAGAUUUUACUGAUAUGUAAAAAGUUUGCCAUUAAAAUAGAUGAUUUCUCACUGAGAGGAAAUUUUCUACCAGGUUGGGGGACAUGGGAGCUUAAUAUAUCUAAUUUAAAAUAAUUUCACUGAAAUAAACUCCAUUGCUUUUACUUUGA